GCUAAAAUUAAACGGCUAACCCGCUCAACCUCCGACGGGUACCGUUUAGGGUUUUGGAUCGUAGAGGGGGGAAUAUAAAUAGCAAGCCCGCGUACCUCAUUUCUCACUUUCUCUUCUUCAUUUCGUCACUCUCGCCGCCGUCUCCUUACGGUGACUCUACGAUGUCUCAUGCACAGGUUGUGGAAGUCAUGUCACAAGAAAAAAUGGAAUUUGACGAUGAGGUAGAUCAAACCUAAUCACGGGUUGUGGAUGCAUGUGCUUCUAUGAUCCUUGCACUUGAUUUACCCUUUGAUUUUUUGGAGCACGAGGGAAUGAGGAGGUACACUGAGACUUUAAAUCGAAAUGCUGUUAUACCUCCUACAAAUGUUAUUGAGGCUUAUGUCACUCAUUUGUACAUGAAAGAGAAAUCUAAGCUUAAACAACAAUUGGCUACCAUUCCUAAUAGGGUAUCUUUAACUUUUGAUUUGUGGGAAUCUUGCACUACUAUGCCUUACAUUUGUCUGACCGCUCAUUUUGUUGACGCGAAUUGGAAGGUAAAUAGUAAGGUUCUCAAUUUCUGUAGUGUCUACCCUGACACUGGUGGUGAGAUGUGUGAAAGAAUGAUUGAAUUGUUGAAUGAUUGGGGAAUAGAGAAAAAGAUUUUUUCUCUUACUUUAGAUGAUUCAGUCGAGAAUAAUGUUCUACAAGAACAAUUGAAAUCUCAUCUUGGUUUGCAAAAUGGGUUGUUGUGUGAUGGAGAGUUCUUUCACGGGCACUGUUUUGCACGUGUUUUAAAUCUGAUUGUUGAAGACGGGUUGAAACUAGUUAGUGAUGCCGUGUCAAAAAUUAGAGAGAGCAUCAUGUUUGUGAGGCAUUCAAAGAGUAGAAGGGAGAAAUUUAAGGAAUGCAUUGAAAAGGUUGGUGGUGUCGAUAGUUCCGUUCGCUUGCAUCAGGACUCGUCUAUGAGUCUGAACUCAACUUAUUUGAUGCUUGAAAGUGCUCUUAAAUAUCGGCGUGUGUUUGAAAGUCUUCACUUGUAUGAGGAUAAUUAUGAGUUAUGUCCUUCGGUAGAAGAGUAGAAAAGAGUAGAAAAGAUCUGUGCAUUCUUGUUGCCUUUUUGUGAAACUGCUAACAUGAUUAAUGACACAACGCAUCCUACUUCCAAUUUGUAAUUUUUGCAAGUUUGGAAAGUCCAAUGUGUUCUAGUUGCUACUUUGGGAGAUGAAGAUGAAGUUAUAAAGAGAAUGGCUGAAAGGAUGAUGAGCAAGUUUGACAAAUUUUGGAAUGAGUACAGUGUUGUUCUUGCAUUGGGAGCGGUUCUUGACCCACGGAUUAAAUUUUCAACAUUGGCUUAUUGUUACUCAAAACUUGAUGCAUCAACCUGUGAAAGGAAGUUGCAACAAGUAAGGACGAAGUUGUACAUGCUAUUUGGCAAGUAUUCUAGCCAACGUACUUCUUCUGGCAUGCAAAGAACUGUUCAGGGCCAAUCUUCGACCAUGUCAUUGCAAAAGAACUCCAAGUCUUUAUCUCACGGUAUAUUUGGGGUAAGUUUAUUUUUUUGGAAUUAACCUCGUUGCUUUCCUUUUCACUUGUGAAAUGUAAUAGGAAUUGAAAAUGCACCAUCAACAACUUGUUACUGGAAAGUCUCAACUUGAUGUUUACUUGGAUGAAUCAAGUUUGGAUUUUCGUUGUUAUGAAGACAUGGAUGUAUUAGAAUGGUGGAAGAGUAAUUAUAAUUGAUUUCCAGAUCUAUCAAUUUUGGCUUGUGACUUGUUAAGUGUUCCCAUUGCCACUGUCGCAUCUGAUUUGGAAUUUUGCAUGGGUGCACGCGUAUUUGAAAAGUAUAAAGACCUUAUGCUGCCUAUGAAUGUGGAAGCCAGAAUCUGUACUUGCAGUUGGUUGUACAAUUUUGUCAGCAAUGAUGAAGAGGAUGACGAUGAUGACUUUGAAGAAACUAUGAACGAAAUUGACGGCGAUGAAAAAAUGGAGCAUGCGUAUUUUGACGAUGAUUGUGAUGGUGGUGAUGAUUGAUUUGCUUGUAUUUAUUUAACUUUAGUUUAUGAUGAUUUUUUGGCUUUAUGGUUUAGAUUAAAACUAUGUAUGGCUGCUUGGUUAUGGUUUACGCACUUACUGGUGGACUUA
Molecule: messenger RNA, 2121 nt
Organism: Medicago truncatula (barrel medic)
Lineage: Eukaryota; Viridiplantae; Streptophyta; Magnoliopsida; Fabales; Fabaceae
Product: zinc finger BED domain-containing protein RICESLEEPER 2-like
Exons: 3
Coding region: 264-1058 (264 amino acids)
Source: RefSeq, a predicted model, not a curated record